Messenger RNA from Toxoplasma gondii ME49, 2869 nucleotides. Its product is annotated as histidine acid phosphatase superfamily protein. Gene Ontology annotation, biological process: dephosphorylation. Gene Ontology annotation, molecular function: phosphatase activity. The coding region runs from base 49 to 2676 and encodes 875 amino acids. Lineage: Eukaryota; Apicomplexa; Conoidasida; Eucoccidiorida; Sarcocystidae. The transcript has a single exon. The record is from RefSeq and is a predicted model, not a curated record.
AUUGAGACUUAUUUGCCUGCAAGAUGCUAAGUUUCACCCGAAAGAAAUAUGGAGGGGGUGAACGUGGGCGGUGAGACACGGUCCCAUCAGCGGCCGGCGUGUAGAGGAGCAUUGAGGCUAAGUAAGCUUCUCUACUGCAUCUCCGUGGUUUCUCAAACGGCGCAAGCUGUCAGAAGCGUACAAGAUGGCUCUUCUACCACAACCCCAUCGUCUUCGAUUCCGCUUCUGGGAGAGCGUGGCCGGCAGUUGCCUGUUCCUCUCACCCCGUUAACCGCGACUAUCUCUCAAGUCGGCACAAAUGGCGGAGGCAUCGCGGUGCAGGCUCAAACGAACGGUGGUUCUCAGAGGAGGGACAAAGAGGGUAAUUCCACAGAAAGUCACCGAAGAAACGGCGACUCGCCUUCUGAGUUUAGUUUUUGCGAAGUGCAGCACUCCCGUCUCAGCACUGGGGGGUCAGCUACGUUCCCAACAUCUGUAGAAUCAGCGUCAGGAUCUCCUGCCACGUCUGCUGAUUUGCCUACAGAAUUUGUCUUUGUCCUUCACAGACAUGGGGCCCGUUCAUCAUCUUCAUAUGCUUCGUCCACGCCCCGAUACGGAGGCACACAACCUGGGCAGCUUCUGCCCUUAGGUGCGACGCAGCUCCGCGACUCUGGCUUGGAGCUCAGGCGGCGUCUUCUGUCAACGUUUAUCAAAACCCGCAGUGACUCACUUUCUCGCGAAACCACACAUCGGCUGACGCGGACAGAGCCAACUUCGUUUUCCUCAGAUGCAAGAAAUUACAGUAUACAACAGAAAAAACCUGGCGCGUCACCCCGUGUAGUCAAUGGGCACCUCGACAGUAACGGGUUAACACCCAAGGAGCCGAGGGGAUUAACCGGAGAGAACAAACUGCCUGGCAUGCCGGCGAACGUGGCAACGGGUCUUUCGAGUAAAAGUGUGCCGCUGGAUUCCGAUGACAUGCUUUGGUGUCUUGCUGAGGCCGAUAAGGUGACAGACUGUGGCCCGCACACAUACGGACUGUCCGCCCUCCUUCAGCUGCUGCCCCCGCCCAGCGUGUUAGUCAGAGCCACGGCGUACCCUCGGACAAAGUGGAGCGCUUUGGCAUUUCUAGAAGGCCUCUACGGCCUUCCUCGUGGGUGUUUCGUCUCUCCAGAUGAUCUUGCCCGCACCGAAGGGAAGAAAAGUGGGGAACCUUGGUGUGUGACACGAACUGUAUGCGCCGACGUAGUGGGUACCCGUCUGACCCAGCCGACCAGCACUGGUUUCACCGGCCUUUCAGCGAACAACGUUGCUGCUGAUGAGUUUGCCGGUGAAGCACAACGGUGUGUUGAGUUUACGGUGCCCUGCGUCAUGGCCGCACCGGCUGCUUCUGACGGACUCCUCAAGGGGAUGAUAUCCUCAGAUGCCCCUCCUGAAGUAUGGAAACUGUACGGGGAUAUCAAGGCGAAACCGGCAUGGAUACAUAAGGUAGGGGAACUAGACAAGGUUCUGCGGAUAGCCGCCGAAGUAUUUGGAGACAAAGCUGUAGGCGAAAUGGGAUGGAUUGUUGGAGAAAUGCUUGUUUCCGAAGAAGCAGCUGGCGAACAAGUGCCGCUAAAGAAGUUAAGCGACUGGUUUGCGAGCCGCAAAGAAGGGGGACAUCUGGAGGAAACGGGGCUAGCACAAAGUGUGGGUGGCUCACAGUCUGCGGAGGGAGGAAAUUCAAAGCCUUCCGAGACGCACACUAGCCGCAUCGGGCAGAGACUUUCAGCGCACGUGGCUGGUGCUGGCGACGCCGGUGACUACAUCAAGACCUAUCGCGACGCCAUUGGAGGCAUUCGAGAGGCAUUUAGGGCGGGUUUUGAUCUAGUGUAUGCUGACAAGAAACUGAGUAGAUACAUUGCGCAAGGGUGUGUGCGUUUGCUUAAUGCCUUUCUUCGGGCCAAAGCGUAUGGCCGCCCGACAGACAUCGAAGAGCUCCGUCGGGCAGCUGCUGAAGUUGGUGGCUUCGAGGGGUUCCUGCGUCCGGAACCGGCAGUGGGAACCGACGAGAAGAACGCCGGGAGCGGUGGGGAGUUUCAUUUCAGCUCUCGUAGCGAAGGCGAUGACCGGUUUUUACAACAGGUCCAGAACUUAAUGGUGAUGCUUCUGAGUCUGCACGACCACAGUAUCAUUGGUUUUUUAGCCAGUCUUGGGGUUUACGACCAUUCGAUCAUUCCUCCUGGCGCGCGAGUCGUCGUGGAACUCGUACGCAUGGGCAGUCCAAUGCAGGCAACCCCAGGCGCGACCCACGACGCCGAAAAUGCGUUACAGCGCGAGGCACCGUUUGCAGGCGAAAGGGGCCCAGGCACUAUCCCGAAAAAAGUACCUGACGCUGUACGCCAUGAGAAGAGUAAGCGAGAGCAGCAACCAUCCACGCGCAUCACUGAUGUGGCGGCAGCCACCACAACCCGCGUGGCAAGCGCUAAGUCAAGUCAUGACCUGCCCUCCUCUGACGGACUGUCUACACAGGGACGCCCAGACUGGUCACCGUCGGGAUUUUUCGUGCGAGUUUUAUAUGGCGAGCCAGAACGCCCAAUGCGCGAGGUAGCGUUGCCCUUUUGUGCAGAAGAGUUCACUUUUGGCGGCAGAGUGUUUAGAAGCCUUUGUCCACUUGAUAUAUGGUUAAGGCGGACGUAUGAAGCACUGGACCGCUGACUCCAACAGUUCUAAGCAUUCAGCUCCAUCUCGUUUGUUGGGUACUCGCCGUGGGGCCGUGCGACACAGUAUAUAUCGGUUCUCUUCUCGUAGUGUGGUGAAGUGCAAUUCUUCUCGAGAAAGCUAACCCGACACAAACCUCAUUCGACUGUCGCAUCUUCCGUGUGCGCAGCGUGGUGAAUCUCACCAGGUC